Molecule: messenger RNA, 1221 nt
Organism: Periconia digitata
Lineage: Eukaryota; Fungi; Ascomycota; Dothideomycetes; Pleosporales; Periconiaceae
Source: the annotation of a GenBank genome assembly
AUGGCGACCGAAGACGCUGCGACGGUGCUUGAGCAGUUCAUCCAUGAUGUGGCGAACUUGCCGGCCGAGAUAACCCAUCUCUACGAAGAGGCGCAGGCCAAGGAUCAACAGAUUCAAGAGUUGAAGGCCCUCAUCGCUUCCCGAGAUGGCAGCCUACAAAAAUUCAUCAAGCUCAACGGACCUCUUGUCCAGAACCCGCAAGAAGAAAAAUACUCCAAACUCAUUAUACAAAGCUAUGAGAAGGCGCAGAUUCUGCAGGAGGAGAAGAUUGGGCUGGUUGAGAAGGCAGCCGCCCUUAUGGAUCGUCAUGUCAAAAGGUUAGACAUCAAGUUGCGGGACCUGCAAAAUGACGGCUCGAUCCCGACAGACCCCCAGAUGGCAUCACUGUUGAGGGAUUCUCCCGGCAACUUGGUUCCACUGUCAUCACUCGCCAAUACAGGUGCGAACACGCCGCUGCAGACAGUAUCUGGCAACCACGGACCGGGCAGUGCAAACCUCGCCCACGCGGCCAUUGCGCGAAUCGCCAAUGUAUCCAACCUCAACAGUAGGGCAAAUCCGAAUAUGCAGAACAUGACGGCACAGGCGUUGAUCAAUCAACAACGGCUCACAAAUCAACAGAGCGCUGCGCAAACAAGCGUACGACAGGAGCGUGAGUCGUCCGCCGGUAGCGACAGCAAACGCCGCCGCCCCGCACUCAACACUGGACCUCUCCCUGGACCACCUUCAGGGCUAGCACGGCAAUCGUCCAUUGGGCCGGGAACACCCAAACCCUCGACACCAGCAGGCUCGCGAGCGGGUAGCGUAGGGCCCAAACCGCAAAAGAAUGCUCUCACGGUGAAGAAGGCGAAGCCGCAACAACCGCUGCGCAAGGCAGCGCUCACAGCCAAAGCCGGCAUCAACAAGAAACGACGCAAGGGGGGCGGAUCACGGGCAUCCCCUUCGACCACGGCCGACGACGAGAGCGUGGCGAGCGAAGCGGGGACAGAAGACGAAGACAUGGGCGGAGCUGGGGGUGAAGGGGAAGAGGACGAGUCGGACGACACGAAGUACUGUUUCUGUCAGCGGGUUAGUUUUGGCGACAUGGUAGCAUGCGACAACGACAACUGCCAGUUCCAGUGGUUUCACUGGGAAUGUGUGGGCAUCAAGGAGGAGCCGGUAGGGGACUGGCUCUGCCCUGACUGCAAGAAGCAGCCGGCGAACAAGAUCAAGCGAGCGAGAUAG